AUGAGGACUUCAUUUGCUGUUUCUGUUUUCUCUGCACUCGCAGCAGUCACCGGAGUGACUGCCAGUCCUCUGCGUUCCCUUCGGGAUGUGGUCAAGCGCAGCCCGGAUGGCAACUUCACCCUUUAUGAUUACGGCGUUGCCUCGAGCCCGAUCAAGUUGUUCUACGCUGAUGGACUUGCCUACUUUGGCACUGCCUCGGACUGGACCUACGGCUCCGUCGUGACCGAUAUCACUCUUACCUUCAGCGACGGCGAGAUCUCUACCGAAGCUCUCACCGACGGCGUCACUCUUGCCGACGAUACUCUGCUGUACAUCCGCCCCAACGAUGACGCCAUCACGGAGGUCGGUUUCACCGGGGACGACACCCCCUCUGAUGCCGUGACGGACAAGUGGAUCUGGUACGGCGCCUGGCUGAUGUACGAGGAUGACUCUGGGGAGCUCUUCGAUACGUUCUAUGUCAAGGAGACAAACGUGACAGGCGUGUGGCAGCUGUAUUGGGCCCCGGUUGGGGUUUCGACCACUGGAUACACCUCUGCCAAUGUUCGUGAUAUCGCCUAG
Molecule: messenger RNA, 558 nt
Organism: Aspergillus sclerotioniger CBS 115572
Lineage: Eukaryota; Fungi; Ascomycota; Eurotiomycetes; Eurotiales; Aspergillaceae
Exons: 3
Coding region: 1-558 (185 amino acids)
Source: RefSeq, a predicted model, not a curated record